AUGUUGAUCCCAUCUAGAGGCCUCCACCUGGCCUGCAGGGCUCUUGCAAGAAGCAAGCCCUUGACAUUCGGGCCUGUGGCUGACAUUAAACUUAGGGAACCCAUCGUGCCCAAACACACCAACUUCGAUGCCAAGGCUGCUUUGCGUGAAAAGACGCCUGACGAUGUCCGUGCAUGGUCGAUGGCUGAAUUGCGCAGAAAGUCGUUUGACGAUUUGCACAAAAUCUGGUACUUGACCUUGAAAGAAAGAAACCGCAUUGCCAGAGAGCUCCAGGUCUCCCACAUGGCUGCUGUGCCUGUGGAGCCAUCUGUGCGUUCCCACGAUCUCAUGCUUAAGAUGAACCAGAAGAGAAUCAAGCAGACGCUUCUUGAGAGACAAACAGCUACCGAGAAGGCCCAGACCUUGACCCAGGAGAUCUCCGAGUACUUGGCUGACUUUGAGGAGCAGUAUGUCAACGCCGGUGAAGCCGACAUCUCCUCCUUCAACGACAAGCUUGUCCGUUUGCAAUACGCCAUUUUUGGCAUUGAACCCACCCUUGAAGACUACGACUUGGACAGAGACAUCAACGUCAAAUUCGUGGAGGUCUCAGCUACACGCUCUAGAUUUGCCCUCAAUGGUGUCAUGGAGGAAUUGCCCUUCUUGUUGCGUGACACCGAGACCGCUGUUGAGGAGGUGAAGACGCUAAGAGAGUCUGGCCAGAGCGUCAAGCUUGACAAGAUCGAUGUUUUCCCAUUCUUGAGAAACGCCUUGUCGCAGGCUAUAGAGGCAGAGGUGCCUGCCAAGAAGAACCCUAAUUCACGAGCAUAUGUACAUAGUUGA
Messenger RNA from Candidozyma duobushaemuli, 819 nucleotides. RefSeq names its product mitochondrial 54S ribosomal protein uL29m. Gene Ontology annotation, molecular function: structural constituent of ribosome. The coding region runs from base 1 to 819 and encodes 272 amino acids. The transcript is spliced from 3 exons. The record is from RefSeq and is a predicted model, not a curated record. Lineage: Eukaryota; Fungi; Ascomycota; Pichiomycetes; Serinales; Metschnikowiaceae. Gene Ontology annotation, cellular component: mitochondrial large ribosomal subunit; mitochondrial ribosome. Gene Ontology annotation, biological process: mitochondrial translation.